AUGGCGUGGGAAUCCCGCCUGCUUGCUUUGCUCGUCCGAGCAUGCUCUGGCGGUGGCGCUCCCGCUAUAAAGCUCUCUCCCCGCCUCCCCUCCCCGCCCCACGCGUUUCUCGUCCUCUCUUCGCGACAUACUCCUCCGCGAGUGUCCUGCCACCCAUGCCCAAGCGCAAGGCAGAAGUCCUCGACCUCGACGCGUACGACAGCUGGAUGCCGCCGCGUCCAGCGCGUCCGUACUCGCAUGCGUCGCCAUCAUACGUCUCCGCCAGCGUGCCAGCCACUCAGUCGGCCUCGGCUGCAGCGCCGCCUGCGAAGAAACAGCGGAAGAAAGCCAACGCAGCUCCUCCUGGAGAGAAACGCGCUGCUAGGUUCAGGGCAAAGUGCCCGCAGAACAUCCUGGAUCGGCUGGACAGGGUCAUCUCUCAAAGGUUCUACAUGGUGGAUCGCCAGCGGAACGGUGACGAACUCAAGGAAGAGUUCAGUGUCCUUGGGUCGACGGGGAACGUGUACACUGUGAUCGUCGACAAGACACCUAGUUGCAACUGUCCUGAUGCCACGAAGGGCAACCAUUGCAAACACAUCCUGUUCAUCUUCCUGAAAGUUCUGCAAGUCACUCAGGCGUCUGGGUAUUGGUACCAAAAAGCUCUGCUCACCUCGGAGCUCCAAGACGUUUUCUCGCACGCCCCGCUCGCGCCCAACGCUCUUGCACACGCACACGUACGCGAAGCGUACGCGCGGGCCACCGGCAAAGCGUCCUCGUCCUCCGCCGCGGCCAAACAGUCCGACAAGAAACGCGUCCCCGGCCCGGACGACGACUGCCCGAUCUGCUACGAGAACAUGCACCGCGCGAAGGAGAACACGCUGGUGUGGUGCGAGGAGUGCGGGAACGGGCUGCACAAGGAAUGCUUCACGCAGUGGGCUACGACGGCGCGUUCGAAGGCUCAGCUCGUCACUUGCGUUUUCUGUCGCGCGAGAUGGGUCGGUGCCGGUGCGGGCGCAGGCACAGGCGGGAGCGCGGCUGGUGGCAGCAGCUACGCGGAGGGCUAUGUCAACCUGGCCGAUGUCGCUGGCGUCAACAGGGUUCGCGACACGAGUUCCUACUAUCAGGGCCCGAGCAGGGGGAAGCGGCAUUACGGUUACGUGGAAUACGUGGACGACUUCUGAGGGCUGAGCGCUGGAUGCUCCUCGGGGAUCGUAAGGCGAGUCGGAUAUAUAAUCUCAUAUUUCCUUGGACUAUCACCAUUGCGUGACAUACCUUACUACACGACUAAUCGUAAUCCUUGUUAUGAGCCAUGAGCUCGCUGUUUAUGCAACCUUAUGUGUAUGCUCACUGGCGGCGACUUGGACAAUUACACUGAAUGAACUC
Rhodofomes roseus is the source of this 1362-nucleotide messenger RNA. RefSeq lists its product as uncharacterized. The record is from RefSeq and is a predicted model, not a curated record. NCBI's taxonomy places the organism in Eukaryota, Fungi, Basidiomycota, Agaricomycetes, Polyporales, Fomitopsidaceae. The transcript is spliced from 9 exons. Gene Ontology annotation, molecular function: ubiquitin protein ligase activity; zinc ion binding. Bases 42 to 1160 code for a protein of 372 amino acids.